This is a messenger RNA of Aspergillus alliaceus, 1287 nucleotides long. Its product is annotated as class I SAM-dependent methyltransferase. The record is from RefSeq and is a predicted model, not a curated record. Gene Ontology annotation, molecular function: methyltransferase activity. Lineage: Eukaryota; Fungi; Ascomycota; Eurotiomycetes; Eurotiales; Aspergillaceae. Bases 220 to 1197 code for a protein of 325 amino acids. The transcript has a single exon.
UAGUCCAAAUAACACGGCAGUUUCUUGCUUCACAGAGAACAAGGGAAGAAUGGGCUCGCAUUCCGGGGUUAUUCUCGUCUUUUGGAACAAUGUAUGGUCCUAGGCAGAGAUAACGAUCAGGUCCCCACAUCGUCAAUAGAAAGGAAAGAAAAUUCCCCACUUUGCUUCGGAGAAACGUGGUCGGGGGUCGCCGUUUGACCUGAACAACAUUAAACCACAAUGGCCGGCCACAAAGACACAGUCGAGGUCGACUGGGAUGAAGCGAUCCCCGAUCUGAUCACAGAUUCCUCGUCCGAGGCCAGCACGUCCAUCCGAUCCACCGUAUUCCAGUACGAAUACCGACACGGUCGGCGCUAUCACAGCAAGUUCGCUGGAAAUUACCAUUUCCCCAACGAUGAAGCCGAACAGGACCGACUGGAUAUGGUCCACCAUAUGUACUAUCGAGUAUUGAACGAUCGACUGUUCCUGGCUCCGAUCGAUCUGGACGGAAAGCGCAUCCUCGAUAUUGGAACGGGAACCGGAGCGUGGGCCAUCGAGCUAGGCGACGAGUACCCGACGGCUGCAGAAAUCGUCGGGAACGAUCUUAGUCCCAUUCAGCCCGACUGGGUGCCGCCGAAUACGAGAUUCUACGUUGAUGACGUCGAGAAAGAUUGGUUGGAGAGCCAAAAGUACGAUUUCAUUCACUGUCGCUACAUGGCCGGUUCGAUUCGGGAUUGGCCGAGACUGAUCCGUCAAUGUUAUGAGAACCUGGAACCGGGAGGAUACCUAGAACUACAGGAAGCAACCAACACAUUGUACGCGGAGGAUGGCACGUUACCGCCGGAUUGCUACACCGUGACGAUGUUGGAUGCGCUCAAGGAGGCCUGUCUGCGCAUUGGGCAGACGAUGGAUCCGGCCCCGCAUAUGAGAGGCUGGGUGGAAGAUGCCGGCUUCACGCUUGUCGACGAGUCGAGAUUCAAGCUCCCGCUGGGAACUUGGCCAAAGGACACGCGGUUGAAGGAAUGUGGCAGCUUCAAUCGGAUGAACUUUAUCGAGGGCGUGGAUGCCUUCACAGCGUCGCUCCUCCCCGAUAUUCUAGGCUGGCAGAAGGUAGAGGUGAUGAUUCUCAACGCCGGAGUUCGAAAGGAAAUUAUGGCUAACACUAUGCAUGCCAUGUCCGAUUUCCUAGUGAUUGUUGCCCAGAAGCCCGUAGAGUGACCGAGAAGAAAGACCUGUGCCUCCAAGAGAAAGCCUGCUUUCUGGGCUUAAAACGCAACGUCGAUUCUAUGGAAACGACCCAUAUGACCA